This is a messenger RNA of Grosmannia clavigera kw1407, 369 nucleotides long. RefSeq lists its product as uncharacterized. The transcript has 2 exons. Lineage: Eukaryota; Fungi; Ascomycota; Sordariomycetes; Ophiostomatales; Ophiostomataceae. The record is from RefSeq and is a predicted model, not a curated record. The coding region runs from base 1 to 369 and encodes 122 amino acids.
AUGUCUGUUACCACAACAGCCACCAGAACGUCGCUGCGGCCUGUCUUGGCCGACUACGAGACGUACCGCUCUGAUCCCCAGCCAGCCAUAGAGAGUGUCGAAUCAACAGCGAUGACGAGCCCUGCAGCACACAUCAACACGCCGCCGAGCUGGCCGACGGACCACCGUCGUGUGCCGCCGUACCGCCCCGUCAACCGGGAGCUCGAUCUCAGCCAGCGGAUGGCCUACAACAACGGAAUCGAACACGCCUUUAUCAGCACCAUGUUCUUUGGCAUACGGGUCGUGACGGUCUUCCAUCGGACAUGGAGAGCGACGGGUGGAAAGAUGAACGACCGGAUAUUCCAUUACGAGCUCGGCGGAGAAUACUAG